Messenger RNA from Lathyrus oleraceus (garden pea), 884 nucleotides. RefSeq lists its product as uncharacterized. Gene Ontology annotation, molecular function: protein binding. The transcript has a single exon. The coding region runs from base 1 to 837 and encodes 278 amino acids. NCBI's taxonomy places the organism in Eukaryota, Viridiplantae, Streptophyta, Magnoliopsida, Fabales, Fabaceae. The record is from RefSeq and is a predicted model, not a curated record.
AUGGCUAAAGCUAUAAUCAAUUUCAAUUUGGAAGAAUCAAAUUUAAAACUCCUUGGCGAGAAAGGAGUUAUACCUCCUUUGCUAGAAAUGCUAUCCGGAAGCAUUGAAUCGAAAGAAUUGUCUUUAUCAGCAUUGGUCAAACUAGCAGGAGUUCAUGCCAAUAAGGGAAUUGUUGCUGCAUAUGGAGGUGUCCCCAUUCUCCUAGAUUUAAUGUUCUCCCUUCGGACACGAGCGUUCAUUAGCAUUAAAUGCUUUGAAAUCCUUGAGAAGCUUUCUUCUUCUUCUGAUGGAUAUGGUUUCUUUAUUGACGGAGAAGGGAAACAACUCGAGUUAGAUAACAUAAUCACCAAUUUGCUAGCUCUGCAGCAGCUUCCUAACUCAGCUCAGUACUUCCGGAAGCCUGCAUUGCGCGCUCUUCUCGGCAUUUGCAAGUUUGAGACAGGUUUAGUUAAGAAGGCGGUUCUGGCCGCGCACGGUGUACCACUAAUUCUUCCCCUUCUUGAUGACUCUGACUCAGAAAUCAGGGAAACUGCCGUUAGUCUUCUCUUUCUUUUCUCGCAACAAGAACCAGAAGGAGUUGUUGAAUACCUCUUCAGGCCCAGAAGACUUGAAGCUUUAGUUGGGUUUCUUGAGAAUGACGAAAAUAAUAAUGUACAAGUAGCUGCUACUGGUUUACUAGCUAACCUUCCUAAAUCCGAACGAAAACUCACUAUGCAAUUAAUUGACUUAGGUGGCCUUGAUGCAAUUAUAAACAUUUUGAAAAACGGUACAAUGGAAGCAAAAGAAAAUGCUCUCAGUGCACUCUUUAGGUUCACAGAUCCCACAGAUAUCAAGUAACAACGCGAUUUGGUUAGACGAGGAAUAUAUCCUCUGUUAGUGCCACU